CACAUUGAGUUUAGCACGUGGAGAGCACGUGGCUAUUCAGGUCUUGACAAGUGUGCUUGAGCCUAUGACUCUUUCUCUCUCAAAUCUCGGAAGGAUGACUCCAAGCGCACUACAAAAGCAAUUGUUUCUACUGUUGAUACUUACGACCUGACAAACCAACUUUUUGACGACUUUACUUCACUUUCGAAGACUUCCUUAACCCUCUCACGUGUAAAUCCAACAUGACCCUGCUUGAAGUAAAUGAGGACUUCGAAGGAUAUACCCACAUCCGAGUCAGACUAGAGGGCAGCGGACCUAUGCACGAUCCUCAUCACUACUCUAGCCAGGAAAGAUUGGACGCCGAUAGCGACGAUGAUACACAGAAGAUCAGUGACACUGAGAGCUGCAAAGAGUCCGAUGAGGUCGUCGAAAUACCCAGAAGCCGCGACAUUGACUUGACCAAUCGCGAAAGCAUCAAGGACUUCAGACAGCCAGAGCAAGCAACACAAGACGACAACACAAAAUCAGGCCCCGAAGCAAGUGUAGAUGCAUCAGGGACAACCCAUGCACAAACGCAAACCACCGAAAACCUCAAGGAGAAAUUAGCAUCCACUCAAGACUACAUCAGGCAAAUCUUCACGCCGAAUUCCGAACCGGUGUCCAAGCCGCUGAGGAUCUUCUUGGAGUUCAUGUUCCUGACCAUUUUCGGCUGGAUAUUGUUUGCAGAAUCACCAUCAGAGAAAUGUGCCUGUGCACCAGAAGUACGAACGGAAAUCGUAACCAAAUGGUGUGACAUGCCCCCUGUAUUCGGUCCCACAGUAACCAUUACUGCGACCAUCAGAGAACCUACAAUUUUCCUUACAACGACAACUCUUGCACCAUGGCCCACGAAGACAAAGACUGUCGUAGCGAGUGAGACAGACAGAUGGCACAUGCCGCUUGUCCCAUUCUCCGCUGAAGACCUGGCGGAGAUAAUGAGGGAGUAUCUGGACUAGAGGUUCUCUCUUUCGGCAAGAGGAUAUACAGGUGUGGCUCGGAAAUUACAGAAGUCGAUGAAAUGAGUUUGGUAUGCUCUCUGCUGUCGGAGGAAGAAGUUGUGGCCAUUACGACGGGAGUUGGGGAAGGUGAUCUGAUUCUGA
This is a messenger RNA of Aureobasidium subglaciale EXF-2481, 1118 nucleotides long. RefSeq lists its product as uncharacterized. The transcript has 2 exons. Bases 222 to 974 code for a protein of 250 amino acids. NCBI's taxonomy places the organism in Eukaryota, Fungi, Ascomycota, Dothideomycetes, Dothideales, Saccotheciaceae. The record is from RefSeq and is a predicted model, not a curated record.